Caenorhabditis bovis is the source of this 2118-nucleotide messenger RNA. The record is from the annotation of a GenBank genome assembly. Lineage: Eukaryota; Metazoa; Nematoda; Chromadorea; Rhabditida; Rhabditidae.
AUGAGUAGUGGUCAAUAUUUCGCCACUUAUGUUGAGGAUCUGGAGCAGGAGCCGUUUGACGCAAUCGAUCUUGUCGAACGAAUCGCAUGGAGGAUGACAAAUGGGGCGGAAACGAUUACAGAUCCGAUUUCGCUGAAAUCGCGGUUCGAGGAAGAAAUCGGAAGUCUUCAAAUGUUGUGCGAUCAGUUCCAGAGCAAAAUCAAUAGUCUUGAGAAGCAAUUCAACGAUGAGAAGAAGGAUUAUGUGCAGAAAUUGCAAAGGCUCCAUGAGAAGAAUGCGGAAGCGAUUGACAAAAUGAAACAGCUUGAUUCAACAAUGCAAACGGUUUCCACGAAAGUUGUGCAUUUGGGAGAUCAGUUGGAAUCUGUGGAUCAACCACGCUCGCGCGCUUAUGACGCCUAUCAGCUCAUGCAGCAUUUCGACGAAUUUCUGUCGGAUCAGCCGCUCAACUCGAUGAUCUUCACCGAUCCCGACAAACUUCUCGAAUCCGCCGAUCUUGUGCAUAAGCUUUACUCGAUCUCACAAGAAUUGAAUAAGGAGAAAUUCUCGGCGGUGCAGGCGAGAAUUGCGCAAAGGUAUGAGGUUGUUGAAGGUCUCCUCAUCGAAGAAUUCGCAAGAGCUCAACGCGAUGAGAAGAAAAUGGCAGAGGUCGCAAAAAUAUUGUCAGAGUUUAAGGGUUACUCGCAUUGUGUGGAUCGCUAUGUCAAAUACCUAUGCCAAUCGAUUCAUUCUCGCGGUGAAGGCGGCGAGAUUCUCGCCGACUGCCUUCAAUUGUGUCGAACGCAGCAGCCAAGAAUAUCGGCGAUUUUUCCAUCACCGCACACCGUCAUGCAGAAAUUGGUGCUUAAUUUGUUCACGGGCAAGAUGAAAGAGCACAUAAGCGCGAAGCUGAGAGAAUGCAAAGAAGCCGAUGACAACGAGCAAUAUUUGAAGGAUCUGGCGAUGCUUUAUUCGAGCACAUUGAAAAUGUGCAAGGAGCUCGAAAAACUGCACAUCAGUCCCGAUAGCGCCUACCUCGCCGCCUUGACGAAAUCGAUAUUCGAUCGGUACUUGUCGACAUACUGUAAAGAGGAAUUAUCCUACCUCAACGAACAAUCCGCCCACAUUUUGUCGAAAUUUUACGAAUCGAAGAAGCAUGUGAAGAAGCAGAUUGGUGGCGGCCUUCAGGAGUUGAAGCGCGACGUCGCCGCGAGACUCAUGACAGUGGAGACAUACGGCGGCGAAACGUUUCUGUCGGAAGACGUCGCGAUUUCGAUUCUUCAAGAAACCAAAAAUGCAUUCGGAAGGGCCACGCAGCUGUGCGACAAAUCCGAGGUGCCGAGGCAUGUUGAAAGCAUUGUCGACAUUUUACUCAAAUACUUAUACGGAGAGCACUUGGAUUAUGCGGUGGAGAUUGGAUUGGCCGGAAUAUCACUCGCCGAGCCGAAAACCGAACCGCCGCCCUACUUUUUCGCGAUUGUCGCCCAAUGCACAACGAUCGUUUUGCUUAUGGUGAAACAGUAUGAUGAUUCAAUUUGGCCAAUUAUCAAGGAUACAAUCGUUGAGCAGACGGUUGCGAAAAAAUGGCAAAAAUCGCUGAGAUCGCUGGAAUCGAAAAUGAAUUUGGGACUCGAGCGACAAAUCAACUCGAUUGUUGGAUAUGUCAGAUUUUUGUUCAGCGAGCAGAAGAAGACCGACUUCCGGCCGGAGUCCCAACAGGUCGAUAUUCGAGUGUCCCCGCAAUGCCAGAUGGCAUCGAAAUUCCUCAGCGCUCAAGUUGCCGCAAUGGAGCGAGGAUGCGACGGGCAGAAUCUCGAGUCGCUGUUGUCGGAUCUCGCCACGAAGCUGUUCAAAUUUGUGCUCGCCCACAUUCAGCAGUUUACGUACAAUUCGACGGGAGCGGUGCUUUUGCUGUGCGAUGUCGGCGAGCUGCGAACGCUCGUUUCGAAAUGGAACGUUCAAGACGCGUUUGUGCAAUGGGAAAAUCUGUUGGCGCUUACAAAUCUGCUUGCAGUCCUACCUGACAAUCUGAAUGAUACGAUCAAUAGCCCAUUACUGCAAAAUGUGGAUCGCGCGCUUAUUCAGGACAUUGUUCGACUUCGAUCCGACUACCGAACGAUUAAAAAUUUGAAAAUUUGA